AUGGCGUUUCGAAGCUACAGCCGCGCGCUGCAAACGCAGCCCGUGCUCACUAAAGCCAUCACCGCAGGCAUCAUCAGCAUGAUAGCCGACGGCGCUGCCCAGCUGCUGGUGGAACAUGCCCCGGCGCUGGACUGGGAACGCCUACUCAAGUUUGGCGGCUUUUCCAUGCUGCUGGUUGCCCCCUUGCUUCACUACUGGUACAACGUGCUCAAUCGCUUCUUGCCGGGAGCCGCCUUCAAGACGGUCCUGCUGCGUGUGUUUGCGGACCAAGCACUGUUUACCCCUCCUUUUCUUGCAUCGUUCAUGUCUCUCCUCGCCCUUCUCGAGGGACGUGGCCAUGUCAUUCCCAACAUGCUGGAGAACGAGCUCUUCGGCACCAUCGUGACGUGCGUUGGCCCGGCCCACCGUCUCCCUUGUGUGUGUGUGUGUGUGUGUGUGUGUGUGUGUGUGUGUGUGUGUGUGUGUGUGUGUGUGUGUGUGUGUGUGUGUGUGUUUGUUGCUCGUGUUUCGACAGCUCACUUGGCCGUGGAUGCGCUUCUGCCAGCAAUUGCCAUCAAUUUUGCUGUCAUCCCGCCCAUGUACCAGGUUCUGUUUGCCAACUUUAUUGGUCUCUUUUGGACCAUCUACCUCAGUUAUGUGGCACACAAGUAG
Messenger RNA from Monosiga brevicollis MX1, 651 nucleotides. RefSeq lists its product as uncharacterized. The coding region runs from base 1 to 651 and encodes 216 amino acids. The record is from RefSeq and is a predicted model, not a curated record. Lineage: Eukaryota; Choanoflagellata; Craspedida; Salpingoecidae. The transcript is spliced from 4 exons. Gene Ontology annotation, cellular component: cytoplasm; membrane.